AUGUCUUCCUCUGUCAAGCUUGCGGAGUACCUCUUUACUCGUCUACGCCAAUUGGGCGUCGAUUCCCUCCACGGAGUGCCGGGAGAUUACAACCUCACUCUCCUUGACUAUGUCCAGCCCUCGGGCCUGCGAUGGGUCGGAAAUGCCAAUGAGCUCAACGCCGCCUAUGCCGCUGAUGGUUAUGCGAGAAUCAAGGGCCUCGGAGCCAUCGUCACAACCUUUGGUGUCGGCGAGCUCUCUGCAGUUAAUGCGAUCGCUGGUGCAUACGCCGAAUUUGCUCCAGUAGUGCAUAUCGUUGGCAUCCCAGUUCGCGACGCUCAGCAAUCUCGUCGGCUGAUUCACCAUACCUUUAACGAUGGUGAAUACCGCCGCUUCGCCGCUAUGCAUGCGCACGUCACCGUGUAUCAGGCGUGCUUAAACGACCCUCGGACAAGCGCAGAGCAGAUUGAUGAGGCUCUCAGGCAGUGUCUACUACAUAGCCGACCCGUCUACAUCGAAGUCCCUGUUGACAUGGUGGCCAAGCCUCUGUCCGCAGAGAGGCUACAGUCUCCAAUCGUCCUCCCGGAAGCGCAGCCCAAUGGGGAUGAAGAUGAGGUUCUUCGCAAGGUCAUGAACAGAAUCUACAGCGCAAAGCAGCCUCUUAUCGUCGUCGAUGGCGAGACCAGGCCGCUUAGAAUCUGCGAGGACGUUCAGACUCUCAUCAAGAACACCAAGUGGCCGACAUGGUCAAUGCCUUUCGGCAAGGGUCUUACAGAUGAGACGCUAGACAACUUCCAUGGAGUCUACAAGGGGUGUUUUGAUGAUCAAACCGUUCAGGACUUUUACCAAGGCUCAGACUUGGUCCUCUUCUUUGGUCCGCAUUUCAGCAACACCAACAGCAGCAAUUACACCACCAUUCCAAAAGACGACGCCGCAAUCUUGUUUACUAUCAAUGGAGUACAGAUUGGCACUCGGCUAUUCAGAGAUGUAUCAUCAAAGAACAUCGUCUCCCGCCUAGUACGCGAUCUGGAUUCCAAGCAAGUGCCAUCCUACACCCCUUAUCCCAAGCUGCCUCGCGACAUCCUCCUUCCCAUCCCGGAUAAACCGACAGAUGAGAUUCUCGCUCAAGACAAGUUGUGGAAGACUCUGGCAAACGUCAUUGAGCCUGGAGAUAUCAUCCUCGGCGAGACUGGUACUGCUGGCUUUGGCGUUCGAGAGAUGGCCAUUCCUCAGCACACUAGAGUUUUUACACCUGUCACUUGGCUGUCCAUCGGUUAUAUGCUUCCCGGUGCUCAAGGAGCUGCCCUCGCACAGAAGGAGCUUAUCGAGGCUUCCAAAUACCACGGUUUGUCGUCAGCAAAGACCAUCCUAGUCAUUGGCGAUGGAAGUUUCCAAAUGACAGUCCAAGAACUCGCAACCAUGGUUCGGCAUCAUCUCAACGUCGUCGUCUUUCUCAUCAACAACGACGGUUAUACCAUCGAGCGAUGCAUCCACGGGCGGAAUCAAGAGUACAACGACGUCACUCCUUGGCGAUAUCUCCAAGCGCCAUCCUUCUUUGGAGCCAAGGAGACAACCUAUACUGGUUCCGCAAAGACCUGGCGUGAGCUGAAGGAGGUGCUAGAGAAUGAGGGGUUGACAAAGGGUAAGGAGCUUAGGAUGGUGGAGAUCUUUUUGGAUCGGGACGAUUGUCCCAAGGGGCCAUUGUGGAACUAUAUGGAGGCACAAAAGAAUGGCAAGGGAGUUUUGAACUAG
Fusarium keratoplasticum is the source of this 1731-nucleotide messenger RNA. RefSeq names its product Pyruvate decarboxylase. NCBI's taxonomy places the organism in Eukaryota, Fungi, Ascomycota, Sordariomycetes, Hypocreales, Nectriaceae. Gene Ontology annotation, molecular function: carboxy-lyase activity; magnesium ion binding; thiamine pyrophosphate binding. The record is from RefSeq and is a predicted model, not a curated record. The transcript has a single exon. The coding region runs from base 1 to 1731 and encodes 576 amino acids.